AUGCUCGGCGGAAUCGGCGCGGGCGCGGGCCUCACGCUGAGCGGCUUCGCCAAAGCACGCCUCUUCUCGCCUCGCCCGGGAUCAGAAGAAGACGUUUUAGCUCUCGAAGCCCUAGCCGACCAGAUGGACGACCUCGACAUUGUAAAGCGCAUGCGCAGCUACGCAACCUCGUACGGGACACAGAGUGGAUGGAUAGAGCUUGAUUUGCAAGAUAGCAUCGCCAAUGUCACGACAAGCGGGGAGGAGAGGAGGGUACGACCUCUGACGGAGCAAGCCAUGGCGGGGAUACAGGGGCUCGGAGUGCAGAGGGCGUUCUGGAAUUCGGAAACGAGGGAGUUGGUGGCUGUGGUUUGGAUAGGGCCGAGGUUGACGGGGUGGCCAGGGAUUGCGCAUGGAGGGGCGAUUGCGACGAUUUUUGAGGAGACGAUGGCGAGGAUGAUUGCGGGGCCGAAUGCUUCUAUAGAUACGAUACCUACACCUACCUCCAUAAGCGUGACGUACGCGCGGCCAACUCAGAGUUUCAAUAUCUACGUCCUUCGUGCCUCGUUUUCGACGCCGGAUAUCCCGCAGGAGCAACCACCGACGGAACCUGCGCCGGGGAAGGCGUGGUUACCGUACUGGAAGGAUCUUACGAAGAAGUGGACGACAACGAGACCGGGCCCGGCUGUGGAGAUUAGUGGGACGUUGGAGAGUUUGGACGGGGAGGUGAAGGUACGGGCCAAGGGGGUGUGGCCGGCGGAUGCGAUUAAGGGAGCUUGA
Molecule: messenger RNA, 759 nt
Organism: Westerdykella ornata
Lineage: Eukaryota; Fungi; Ascomycota; Dothideomycetes; Pleosporales; Sporormiaceae
Exons: 3
Coding region: 1-759 (252 amino acids)
Source: RefSeq, a predicted model, not a curated record